AUGUCAGGAAGUGAAACUGAUAGCUCUAUAGAGUUUAUCGGCGAGCGGGAUGGUGCUAAACAGACUGUCAAAAGCAUAGGACCUGAAAUUAUUGAUUCGGAAAGCGAGGAAAGCACCACAGAGACAAGCUCUACUCCAAAUGAUGAACAGGUUACCGAAGAAACCACCGGAAAAAGAUUUCUUCGUGACUUGAUAGCAGACGCAGCCGAAAAGCGGCAGAAGAAGAGUACACACACAACUGAUACAGAGACAGAGAAAAAACCAAUUCCAGCACCUGUCUUAAAAUCUCCCAUUCACUUGAUAUCCAACCCAUCUUAUUGUGCGAAGUAUCCUCCAUCUUCAAAUGCCGAUACAAUCUCACUCGGCGACAUUCUUGGAUCCAGAAUAUUAGAGUCAAGCUACCAAUUUAACAUGCUCAUAGAUUGCGAUUUCCUAUUGCCAUUCUUCAAUGCAGAUCCUUUAAAUUUCGAGUUGUAUCUAAUCGGAACACGCGAGAACAUGUCAAUUUCGGACUUGCACCAGCUGCAAUACCGUAUCAGGUCGGUAGACGUUUCUAAGCAUCUUCCUAAAUGGGGAAGUCAUCAUACAAAGAUGAUGAUAAACUUCUUCCACGAUGAUACCUGCCAAUUGGUAAUUCAUACUAUGAAUCUUACCACAACCGAUUAUUUGGCACAGACCCAGAUGUGCUGGAUUUCUCCAAGGCUCAAAAGGCUCAAGAAAGGAACAGUUAAAAAGUCGAUUAACGAUUUGGAUCCAAUCACUGACUCAGGAUUGAUGUUUCAAAAUGAUCUUAAAGAUUAUUUGGAAACGUACAAAGACGACAGGAUACACAGCCUUAUCAAAAGGUUGGACUCGUUUUGUUUCGAUCCUAUUGAUGUUGUUUUCAUUGCUUCUUCUCCAGGUCGUUAUGAGUUUUCCAUUUCCGAAUCAGAUAAGUCACACGCUAACGUCAAUCGACCAAAGCUUUUUGGCUACGGACGUCUUCAUCAAGCUCUGAACCAAUUCAAUCUGACAGCAAAGGGCAACGCAGACUUCAUAAUGCAGGUUUCUUCGAUAUCGGCUCCACUCGAUUCAAAACAUAUGAAUAUUGGUACUCAUAUACUUUCGAGCAUAGUGGAAGGCUCUGACAUUAUAGUCAAACAACCUGACCAUAAAUUUACCAACAAAGAGGGAUUAGAUCUUAAAAUAGUGUGGCCAACAGAAAAUGAGGUCAUUAAUGCCUAUCACGGACAUAUAUCAGGGCAUGCUAUCAUGCUAAAAACAAAGGCAGUAGGUGGGUGGUUUGCUUACGAGAAUCAGAGCAGAUUCUUGAGAAACUUCUUCUACAAAUGGGCCUCCAAGCCUUUUCCACGAUCUGAAGCCGGCAGAUCAAAUCUUUCUCCACACGUGAAGACGUACUGUGUGACUGAGGACAAUUUUUCAACUUUAAAAUGGUUUCUCCUCACUUCAGCAAACUUGUCAAAACAAGCUUGGGGUGCUCCUGAGCGCGGGUACGGAGCAUCUUUCCAGAACGGAAAAUUGAAGAAGCACGCUUACGCAGUCAAAUCAUUCGAGGCUGGGGUGUUGAUCAAUCCAAAAAUCUUAAAGGUCAGUCUAAAUGACAGGAAGGAUGUUGUCCUAGUCCCUGUAAGAGGUACGGACUACAUGGAGAAUGCCAGCACAAAUGCCAUACACUAUCCCAUUCGCAUGCCUUACGAUUACCCCUUGGAAAAGUACUCGAAGGAUGAUAAACCUUGGAUUGUAUCAGGGUUUUCGUUUUCUUGGACACCUGUGAUCGUUGCUUGUGGAGAGAGACGAUCACUGGUCUCUGACUCCUUUCCAGCAGACUCGUCGUUCACAUUGUCGAGUGGCUCUUUCGAAGAACCGGAGCGAAUUGAUUCACUCAGGUGGGAAUUCGCAUCUGUGAAGUACGUGGACUCAUUGUCUGUUCCAGACGUAACAGUAGAUAUGGUUCUAGUUAUAUCGUUAGGAGCUGACGACAUGUUCAGUAAAAUCCCAGGAGCUAGAUCUUAA
Molecule: messenger RNA, 2013 nt
Organism: Ogataea philodendri
Lineage: Eukaryota; Fungi; Ascomycota; Pichiomycetes; Pichiales; Pichiaceae
Exons: 2
Coding region: 1-2013 (670 amino acids)
Biological process (GO): single strand break repair; double-strand break repair
Cellular component (GO): nucleus
Molecular function (GO): 3'-tyrosyl-DNA phosphodiesterase activity; double-stranded DNA binding; single-stranded DNA binding
Source: RefSeq, a predicted model, not a curated record